UCUGAAAAGUUUGAAGAAGCGUAUAAUUUUUCUUUCUUUUUAUGGCAUCAAUUAGGCAGAAACUGCUUAAAAUAACGGUAGGAAUAGCUACAGGAGCUACGUUUGUUAUUAAAGCUGCGCCUCAUGUUCUUCCAGAACGAUUUUGUCGAAAUGUAACGGAGUGGAAAUCGCAAUCAAGUUCUGAGCUUCCUCCCUCAGCUGUUCCUGUCCCAGAGCGUUGUCAAGUACAGCUUAAAAAGGUGCUCAAACGAUUAGGAAAAGAGGACGAAGAAGACAAGAUAAAGCUAUUUAUAUGUAAUGGGUAUUCGCCUAUAUCAGCUGGAGCUGUAUGGCUUCCUGCAGGCGCUGUAAUCGGGCUUCCAAAGUUUUUUCUCUUUGAAAAAGAAGCUGAUGUUAUUGCCUCGGGACUAACGUUUAAGAACCGGGCUGUGAACUGGAAAAGUAAACUUGGUGGAAAGCUCGCAAGUUCUUUGAUCGCCAGUGAUGAUAAUGUUGCUUUUCUGAUUGGACAUGAAUUAAGCCACAUUCAGGGAUCAGAUUUAUUGUAUGAUGUUCCCAUUGCCCCGGCUUGGUUAUAUGCAACUUAUAAAAUCACCUUUGAAAAUCAAAGAUUUCUUCCCAAGACCCCUGGAAUUGUAAACUUCAGUGCCAGAAUCAUAGUCUGUUGUUUGAGCUACCUCGUAUAUUCUAUAACUACCCGACAAAUUAAAUUACGACAAGAAUUUGCUGCAGAUAAGAAUGCUGCCGAGUUAGAUCUGAGCAUGGCUCUGGGAGGAGUAGAUUUUACUCUUAAAAGGUUGCAUCUUAACUCUGUACUAAGGGUUUUAUAUGGAGAAGAAGGAAAACUGAUGUUUUCCGAAAAAGGUGAAAUACUCAAGAAUUAUACACAUCCAAAGCUGACAGAACGAUUAAGAUUGUUAGAGGAAGUUGUGCACAAAAAAUUGGCUGGAGUGCAGGAUGGAAGCCAGUCUUAAAAGUGCAACAUUUUUGAUUUUAAAACCUUUUUUAGUUUUUAAACUACAUUGUCAUUGGAGUUAGAUAUUUAACUUAUAUAUUACAAUGUAAUUUACAUAUACAUAUAUGUGCAAAGGAAUUUUACUCAGUUGUAUCUUUUUUUGAACUUAAAAAUUUAAAACUUUU
This is a messenger RNA of Actinia tenebrosa (Australian red waratah sea anemone), 1140 nucleotides long. RefSeq names its product transmembrane protein 177-like. Gene Ontology annotation, biological process: proteolysis. Gene Ontology annotation, cellular component: membrane. Gene Ontology annotation, molecular function: metalloendopeptidase activity. The record is from RefSeq and is a predicted model, not a curated record. Lineage: Eukaryota; Metazoa; Cnidaria; Anthozoa; Actiniaria; Actiniidae.